GAGCAAAACCCCGUGAUGUGUUGGAGUUGUGAGUUAUCCUAUUUGGCUCUGUACAAUAGAGAAACUUCAUAGAAAUAACAAUUGAGAGACGUACGCUACAGAACAAAGAGAAAAAACAAUCGGUUGGUCCACUUCCUAAAGCAUAAACAAGAAAAGCUUCAUUGUCCCAACCUACUUUUUUUCUGCUCCAUCCCAUACUGUGCACACAGAAACUGAGAGAAUCUCAAGUAAUGCAGCAAAAAUUGGGCGGCGCUUGAACAGAAUAGAUUUGGCCUAUAGAUUUCAUGGGUGGCAAGAGUUCAAAGAGGUCAACAACUGGUCGAUAUGCAUCAUAUGGCUCCAGUUCAAAUUCAGGUUAUCCAGGCUAUGCACAAUCACCGUAUACUCAACCAUCCUACAAUUAUCCACCACCACCUUCUUAUCAAACAUAUGGUGGUCCACCUCCUGAAUCAAGGAAAAGGCUUGAAAGGAAAUUUUCAAAGAUAGAUGAUGACUUCAACAGCUUAGAACAGGUCACUGAUGCCCUUGCACGUGCUGGUUUAGAGUCAUCUAACUUAAUUGUUGGCAUUGAUUUUACCAAGAGCAAUGAGUGGACUGGUGCAAGGUCAUUCCACCGGAAAAGUUUGCAUCACAUUGGGGAUGGGCAAAAUCCAUAUGAACAAGCAAUAUCGAUCAUUGGAAGAACACUAUCCAAAUUUGAUGAGGACAACCUAAUUCCUUGUUACGGAUUUGGAGACGCCUCAACACAUGAUCAAGAAGUCUUCAGCUUCUAUCCCGAUGAAAAAUUCUGUAAUGGAUUUGAGGAAGUACUGGGUAGAUAUAGAGAAUUAGUUCCCCAAUUACGGCUUGCAGGACCAACAUCAUUUGCUCCUGUUAUUGAAAUGGCAAUCACUAUUGUUGAGCAGAGUGGUGGUCAGUACCAUGUUUUAUUGAUAAUAGCAGAUGGACAGGUUACUAGAAGUGUAGAUACUGCAAAUGGGCAAUUAAGCCCUCAAGAGAAGAGAACAGUUGAAGCAAUUGUUAAAGCUAGUCAAUACCCCUUGUCAAUUGUUUUAGUUGGGGUUGGAGAUGGGCCAUGGGACAUGAUGAGGGAAUUUGAUGACAACAUCCCUGCUCGAGCCUUUGACAAUUUCCAGUUUGUUAAUUUUACAGAUAUCAUGUCAAAAAAUAUGGAUCUUUCCAGGAAAGAAGCAGAGUUUGCCUUGUCAGCAUUGAUGGAAAUACCAUCUCAGUACAAAGCAACUCUGGAGCUGAACAUUCUGGGUGCUCGUAGAGGGAACGAAAUUGAUAGGAUUCCUCUCCAUCCUCCUCGCUAUGGUACAGCUUCUUUUGGCACAUCAAAACCUUCACAAAACAGUAGUUACUAUCCUAGUGCAUCUUCUUCUAGCGGACACAAUUCAACUGUUGGAAGCGGACACAAUCCUGCUGUUGGGUCAAGUCAUCCAGCAAGUUCUGCAGAUAAUCAUCUUUGUCCCAUCUGCAUAACCAAUCCAAAGGACAUGGCAUUUGGUUGCGGACAUCAGACAUGUUGUGAAUGUGGUCAAGAUUUGCUGUUGUGCCCCAUCUGUCGGGACAGCAUUCAAACUAGGAUAAGACUUUACUGAGUCACUUCUCUUGGCGGAAGGACAGUUUGCUGCUGCUAUUAAGAAAUCCUCUGAUUCUUAUAAUACUGGGAAGGGGUUUCCUAAAUUAGUUUUUUCUGAUGGAUAUCAAUGUCAGCAGUAUCCUAUAUCUUUUUAAUUUAGAGAUGCUACAUUUCAGUAUUUUGCUCUGUACAUAGAUUUUUUUCAAGGCCACUCAUUGUUCAUUGAAUCUGGUGCUCAAUGUGCAAGUAAAUUUCUGCUUACCAACUGUGUUCAUCGACAAACCUUGUUAUGAAUAGUUUCACAAAAAUGGAGGAGAAACGGGAUAAUGUCCGAGCAGAUUUAUACUCUA
This is a messenger RNA of Solanum dulcamara, 1935 nucleotides long. RefSeq names its product E3 ubiquitin-protein ligase RGLG2-like. Bases 285 to 1604 code for a protein of 439 amino acids. Lineage: Eukaryota; Viridiplantae; Streptophyta; Magnoliopsida; Solanales; Solanaceae. The record is from RefSeq and is a predicted model, not a curated record. The transcript is spliced from 12 exons.